GGCGGUGCGUGGCCGUUCAUUCUCUUUAGUGUUUGUCAAUGUUGGAGGUGUGAGCAGCCCGGCCCGGGAUAGCCAGAAAUACGGGAUGGCACACAUUAAGGCACAGCCACCAUCAUCUUUGUGUGACUCUUCUUUCCCUCCUGUGAUAACCCCUCCUGUCACAAGUACCAGUCAGAUGAGUCUCCAAGCCUCCCUGAACGGGUCUGCCACAGAAUUAAGCACCAGUAGUCCAACCGAUCACUUGGCGGAUUCUGCUUCCUCUGUUAGUACACCAGGCAUUGGAACUGAAGAUGGGAAAGCUAAGUUCUUGGAAGCUACCCUCCAUGACAACAUGACAAACCCCAAAGAGAAAACGCCAAUGUGUUUGGUGAACGAGUUAGCCCGCUUCAACAGAAUUCAACCCCAGUAUAAACUCUUGGAUGAAAGGGGACCAGCACACUCCAAGUUAUUUACUGUUCAGUUGACUCUGGGAGAGCAAACAUGGCAAGCUGAAAGCACGAGCAUUAAGAAGGCUCAACAUGCCGCUGCCAGCCUGGCCCUAUCUGAAACCACACUCCCCAAGCCUGCAGCUAGGCAGACCAAAAACCACAUGAACAAUAACCCAGAAGCUGCUGAGCUGCAUGGGAAUACAUUUACAUCAUCAAGGCAUUCUGCCAAAGGUAGCAUAACUCCAACAGUGGAACUGAAUGGGCUUGCCAUGCGCAGAGGGGAGCCUGCCAUCUACAGGUCUUUGGAUCCAAAACCACUACCUAACCAACGAGCUAACUAUAAUUAUCGUGGGAUGUACCAUCAGAGAUACCUUUGCCCAAUGCUUAAAACGUUCUAUGUCCAGCUGACAGUGGGUAACAGCGAGUUCUAUGGAGAAGGGAAAACCCGCCAGGCAGCAAGGCACAAUGCAGCCUUAAAAGCCCUUCAUGCGCUGAGGAAUGAACCUAUCCCAGAGAGAUCAUCUUUGAAUGGAGAGGCAAAUAGGGGACCUGAAGAGGAUAAAGACGCAAACAAGUCCGAAAUCAGUUUGGUAUUUGAAAUUUCUUUAAAACGAAACCUUUCUCUGAGUUUUGAGGUGAUUAAGGAGAGUGGCCCACCGCACAUGAAGAGUUUUGUCACAAGGGUGACAGUUGGAGAAUUCACUGCGGAAGGUGAGGGAAACAGUAAGAAGCUGGCUAAAAGAAGAGCUGCCGCCGCUGUUCUGCAGGAGCUCAGAAAACUACCACCUCUACCUGUGAUUGAAAAGCCUAGAAUCUACAUAAAGAGAAGACCUAAAAAUAUAAUUAAGGCUUCCCCUGAAUAUGGACAAGGGAUGAAUCCUAUUAGUCGAUUGGCUCAGAUUCAACAGGCUAAGAAAGAAAAGGAACCAGAGUAUGUUUUACUCUCAGAAAGGGGAAUUCAACGAAGAAGAGAGUUCAUUAUGCAGGUCAAGGUUGGUGAGGAAACAGCCACAGGCACAGGUCCCAAUAAGAAGACUGCAAAGAGAAAUGCCGCAGAAGCCAUGUUGCUGCAGCUCGGUUAUAAAGCCUCUUCCCCUGUUGUUGAGAAGACUGGAAAGCGAGGGGAAAACCCAGACUGGGAUGAGCAGAAUUCUGGGAUUGCCGAUCAAACAAGCACCCCUAAGGGAAUUCUCCACCUUUCUCCUGAUGUUUAUCAAGAGAUGGAAGCAAGCCGCAAUAAAACUGUCCCCGCACCUGCUAUCAGUUAUUUGUCAUCAAAAGAAAUGAAUCAGGCAUCGAGUUCCUUUUUCAGUACAUCUGUAUCUCAGAGCUGCACAGCUGCCAUUGCUCGCGAGCUCCUGACUAAUGGAACCUCCCCAACUGCUGAAGCUAUAGGAUUCACAGGAAAAAACCUCAUGUGCCACAGUUCCACGGUUCAGCCAUCCAAGCAACUUGAAUACUUGGCAGGAAUUCAAGGCUUACAGGUAAAUUACAGUGAUCGACAAAGCGGUAAUGAUUUCUUGACCUGCUUGACAUUGUCCCCCGUACAGAUGACUUUCCAUGGCAUUGGCAGCUCACUAGAAGCAAGCCACGAUCAGGCAGCUUUAAGUGCCUUGAAACAAUUUUCAGAGCAAGGACUUGAUUCGGUGGAUGGUUCUCUCAUGGCUGAAAAUGGACCAUUUGAACAAGCCAAGCUCCGUGGUGAGAAGGCAGACAAUAAGCAGGCUAACUCAGGCACCAUCGCUCAGGACUGCAAGGAUUCAAAGGCCGUCGUCUAGGAGUUUCUCAGCAUCCGAGGCCGCCACUGCAUCCUUAUAAACCUGUCAACACGCAAUAGGGUGUACGUGUACAAGGAAACGAAUCACUUAUACCAUUAUACAGGUCUUAUGUGAAGACAACACUCUCCUAAAGCAAGAGAUAAUAAUAAAUGGUACUGUUUAUACAAAAAAGGGGGAAGAUAUUAACUUCGAGCACUUCCCUUGGAAUUUGACACCACAUUUUAAUUUAAUUGCCUAGAGGCAACAGAAAUCUGAUCUCCAUAGUGCUUCAAGUUAGUAUUUCUUAGACACCAUGUUAAGAAGAGCAAAACUCAGCGUUAUUAAACGACUAAACUCUUACAACCAGAAUUAAAUAACACCUUGGUUAGAGAUUGCGUGUGUGUUCUAUUUUACAGGUUUUCAUUUGUUUGUUUUUAGUAAACGCUUCGAUAUUUUAAGACUUUAACCAAUAACAGUGCUUAGUGCUUGUGAGUUGUAGUUGUUGUCUUCAUAUAUAGUCACAGCUUACUGUUCAUGAAGCAAAGUGCAAAACACAUACAUGGCAUUUAGAUAAAGUCCAGACUAACGAUCAGAUUCAUUACAGACAUUUUAUUUAACCCUUUGGGGCGUCAGUAGUGCAGCAGGAGAUUUCCGACACCCAAGGUUUUUUUUUUCGAGCCUGAGCUGAUGUAUGUAGCAACCAAUCAGUGUACCCCAAGCUACCCAGUUUAGAUUCCAGCCAUGCCACUUCAUGAUCGUGUCUGAAGAAAGACCUUUUUUCUUUUCCCUGACCUCCACGCUUUGUGUGUGAAGCACAUUUACACCCAUUGUGUUGUACUGACUCGCACAGUUACAUCAACUGAGUGUUUUUAAUACCUGCAUAUUGUGCUGCCACAUCAGCUAACCAAACAAAGAAAAGCAUGUACUAGUGACAAGAGACAAAGUAUUCCAAGUGUUAACAUGUUUAUAGGUGGAUAGAGACCAUGUUCUAUUGUAAAAGGAUUUGUGGCUGAACUCUGUACUAUCAUGUUUGGAACCAGUGUAUGGCCAAAUGCAGUAAAACCACAUCAGUUCAUGUGUAAA
Molecule: messenger RNA, 3268 nt
Organism: Xenopus tropicalis (tropical clawed frog)
Lineage: Eukaryota; Metazoa; Chordata; Amphibia; Anura; Pipidae
Gene: stau2
Product: staufen double-stranded RNA binding protein 2
Molecular function (GO): RNA binding
Source: RefSeq, marked validated